Molecule: messenger RNA, 1383 nt
Organism: Vicia faba (fava bean)
Lineage: Eukaryota; Viridiplantae; Streptophyta; Magnoliopsida; Fabales; Fabaceae
Source: the annotation of a GenBank genome assembly
AUGCUAGAUUCUACAACUUCCUAUGUCUCUGACUCCACACUUGAGGAUGUUCCUCACUUGUCUGAUUACAUCCCUGAUCUUCCUACAUAUCCAGACCCAUUGCAAGAUAAUCCUUCUUAUGCAGUUGUCAAACAGUAUUAUGUACAUUCAGAUGAUACCGUUGCGCAGCAGAUAGUUGUUCAUAAAAAUAGUCCAAGAGGGACCCUUUUUCGACGCGCUGGACCUGCUCAGAAGGUAUAUUUUGAUUCAAACGAUGUGCGUGCUUGUAUUGUUACAUGUGGUGGUCUUUGUCCGGGAUUAAAUACAGUGAUAAGAGAAUUAGUUUGUGGAUUAUACCAUAUGUAUGGAGUGCACAAAGUUUUGGGAAUAGAGGGUGGAUAUAGAGGCUUUUACUCUAGAAAUACAAUUCCUUUAACGCCGAAGAUUGUCAAUGAUAUCCACAAACGCGGUGGAACCAUUUUGAAGACAUCGUAUGGAGGACAUGAUACUUCAAAGAUUGUUGACAGUAUUCAGGAUCGAGGCAUUAAUCAGGUUUAUAUACUUGGAGGAUUCGGAACUCAAAAUGAAGCAGCUUUGAUUUUUGAGGAAAUUAGAAGGCGGGGAUUGAAAGUUGCAGUGGUUGGAAUUCCGAAAACUAUUGAUAAUGAUAUCCCUGUAAUUGACAAGUCAAUUGGUUUUGACACUGCUGUUGAAGAGGCACAAAGAGCUAUUAAUUCUGCUCAUGUUGAAGCAGAAAGUGCUGAAAAUGGUAUCGGUGUUGUGAAGUUAAUGGGGCGUUGCAGUGGAUUUAUAGCCAUGUAUGCAACUCUUGCAAGCCGAGAUGUAGACUGUUGUUUGAUUCCAGAAUCACCCUUUUACCUUGAGGGACCAGGUGGAGUACUGGAGUUCAUUGAGAGGAGAUUGAGAGAACAAGGACACAUGGUUAUAGUAAUAGCUGAAGGUGCAGGUCAGGAGCUAAUUCUUCCUAGUGACAAAUCUAAUAAGAAUAGGCCAGAUGCUGCUUCAGAUGACUUGUUUCAUGAUGUUGGUCUUUGGUUAUCUCUGAAAAUUAAGGAUCACUUUGCAAGAAAUAAGAAGAUGACUAUAAAUCUGAAGUACAUUGAUCCUACUUACAUGAUCCGUGCUAUUCCAAGUAAUGCAUCUGAUAAUGUGUUUUGCACCUUACUUGCUCAAAGUGCCGUUCAUGGUGCAAUGGCUGGAUACACAGGCUUCACAGUUGGUCCAGUUAAUGGCAGAAAUUGUUACAUUCCAUUUCAUCUUAUAAACGAGGGGCAGAAGAGAGUCGUGAUAACAGACCGGAUGUGGGCAAGGUUGCUGUCCUCGACCCAUCAGCCCAGUUUUGUGAAUCCUCAACAUAACACAGAAGAAGCAAAAGCAGAAUGA